This is a messenger RNA of Coffea eugenioides, 854 nucleotides long. Its product is annotated as gamma-glutamyl peptidase 5-like. Gene Ontology annotation, cellular component: cytosol. The record is from RefSeq and is a predicted model, not a curated record. The transcript is spliced from 4 exons. Bases 31 to 783 code for a protein of 250 amino acids. Lineage: Eukaryota; Viridiplantae; Streptophyta; Magnoliopsida; Gentianales; Rubiaceae.
AAGAGUUCUGAGUUUUAUACUGAAAGUGUUAUGAGAAUGCAGAUGGAGGGAGAAAAAAGGUAUGCUUUACUACUUGCAGCAACGGACUCAGACUAUGUGAAGAAACUUUACGGAGGAUAUUUCAAUGUUUUUGUUGAUGCAUUAGGGGAUGAAGGGGAGAGAUGGGACUUAUUUCGCGUCGUCGAGGGGCAUUUUCCAGAAAUGGAUGAGCUUGAAAAUUAUGAAGCAUUUGUUGUCAGUGGAAGCCCUUAUGAUGCUUAUGGCAAUGAGCAUUGGAUUCUCAAGCUUUGCUUACUCUUGCAAACUCUUUCUGCCAUGCAGAAGAAAGUUCUUGGUAUAUGCUUUGGCCACCAAGUCUUGUGCAGAGCACUGGGAGGAAAAGUUGGGAAAGCCUACACUGGAUGGGAUAUUGGAGUUCGAAAAAUUAGAAUCCUAAAUGAAUUCUUGCCUUGUAACUUCCUUGAGUUAGAUGAAAUCCCACCAACCCUUUCAAUCAUUGAGUGCCAUCAAGAUGAGGUGUGGGAUGUCCCUGUUGGGGCUGAAGUAAUUGCAUAUUCCGAUAAAACUCGAGUGGAGAUGUUUGCAUUUGGGAACCACAUUCUGGGAAUCCAAGGGCAUCCAGAGUAUACCAAAGAUAUUCUCAACAAUUUAAUCGAUCGUCUGCUGUCUAAUGACUGUAUAGAGAGAGGGUUUGGUGAAGAUGUGAAGACACAGUUAUUGAUGGCGGAUCCAGAUAGGAAGUACUGGGAAAAAAUCUGCCAAAGCUUUCUCAAAGGCAGAUAGAAUUUUUCGAGAGUGGAAUGUAAUUUUUAUUCCUGGCACAACAAAAUUUUGUAUCACAGUACCUAAUUGAA